Molecule: messenger RNA, 687 nt
Organism: Oppia nitens
Lineage: Eukaryota; Metazoa; Arthropoda; Arachnida; Sarcoptiformes; Oppiidae
Product: E3 ubiquitin-protein ligase NRDP1-like
Exons: 2
Coding region: 1-687 (228 amino acids)
Biological process (GO): positive regulation of JNK cascade; regulation of canonical NF-kappaB signal transduction; tumor necrosis factor-mediated signaling pathway
Cellular component (GO): plasma membrane signaling receptor complex
Source: RefSeq, a predicted model, not a curated record
AUGAAAUCGUAUGGAUAUGAAAAACAUCGGUUUGUUGGUCUGACUGAACCAGAAUCUCAAGAGUUUACGUGCGGAAUAUGUUUGGGAAUAUUCUGUGAGCCGACAGUAGUUCCCUGUUGUCGACAAACCUAUUGUUACGGUUGUAUUAGUGAAUGGCUUAGUAAUAAAAACUCGUGUCCUAAUGAUCGACAGGGAUUAACGGCAUCGCAAUUAUAUUAUCCGCAAAGAUUAGUCAUUAAUCUGUUGGCAAAACUGAAAAUUCAUUGCAAUUUUCAAAGCAAUGGCUGUCAGACUGUACUUGACCUGGAAAUUCUGGCCUCACAUGCGGACAGUUGUCCGUAUAAUCCCUACCGACGGUGCAGUGUAUGUGAUGUCCUAAUUGUUAAAUACAUAGACGAAAGUCAACAGUUUAAUAGCUUAACAUUACAAUCGUCUGAAUUAUCCCAUAAUUGUAUCAAUAGUUUGAAAAACUUAAAUAAAAGUCUUGAAAAUGAAAUAUCGGAAUUGAAAUGUGAAAUAUCGAAACUCAAGAAUCACAUCAAGAAGUUAGAGGAAAGGCAUGUAUUAAGUGUUGUCGGCGACACUCAAACCACUCAGUCACUCUUAUACAUUGUAAUAGCGAUGGAGAGCGUUGGCCAACAGUUAGAGUACAGUAAUCAUUGUCACAACACAUCUACACUACACUAA